This is a messenger RNA of Rasamsonia emersonii CBS 393.64, 681 nucleotides long. RefSeq lists its product as uncharacterized. The transcript is spliced from 4 exons. Gene Ontology annotation, cellular component: membrane; endoplasmic reticulum. The coding region runs from base 1 to 681 and encodes 226 amino acids. Lineage: Eukaryota; Fungi; Ascomycota; Eurotiomycetes; Eurotiales; Trichocomaceae. Gene Ontology annotation, biological process: sterol biosynthetic process. Gene Ontology annotation, molecular function: cholestenol delta-isomerase activity; C-8 sterol isomerase activity; steroid Delta-isomerase activity. The record is from RefSeq and is a predicted model, not a curated record.
AUGACGACGGCCUUCCCCCAUCCUUACUAUCCUUUGGGCGUAGAGCUUCCUGGAUACCUGGCUAAUGAGAGCUCUGUUCUAUCACUUGUUGGUCGCUUCGCUGUUUGCUGGGUGACUGUCCUCGGCAUUGCCUUUCUUAUCAUAAACCGUGUUCGACCUUCAGCCAGCAGAUCAGAUCGUCUUGCCUUCCUGUGGUUUUGCCUGACUGCAUCGAUCCAUCUCUUCUUCGAGGCCUACUUCGUGCUCAAUCAUGCACAUGUUGCAGGCGCUCGUGAUCUUUUCGGCCAGCUAUGGAAAGAAUACUCCCUCGCCGACUCGCGCUGCUUGACCUCCGAUACGUUUCUCGUGUGCAUGGAAUUUGUAACAGCGUUCUGCUGGGGCCCUCUUGGAUUGCUCGUAGCGUACUGCAUUGCCGUUCAGCAUCCCGUGCGACAUGCCUUGCAGAUUAUCAUCUCUCUCGGCCAGAUUUACGGAGAUGUUCUUUACUACGCCACGAGCAUGUUUGAUCUGUACAACAAUGGUGUACACUUUUGUCGGCCGGAGAGGUACUACUUUUGGUUCUAUUACUUCUUUAUGAAUUUUAUCUGGAUUGUUAUUCCUUCGUUAAUACCAACCAACUCCACUAGUUUAUCUAAUUACAGUACAACUACAUACAUGCAACAACAACUACUACUGACCUAA